UCAGAAUAAAUGAUUUAUUUCAGUAUUUUAAAUUUCUUAUUAAAUUAGUUGUCUGACUCUGUCAACAAUUGACUUUCAUGUGGUCAUAGUUGAACUGUUUAGGUGGCAAAGCUUUUAAAAUUGGUAAAAAUGAUUCGAAAAUCAUCAGUUUUCAUAUUUUAUAUAAUUAGCCUUGAUUUAAUGACAUCAUAUAUUUUCGCACGUGAUCACUGCAUAUUCCAUUUUUCUGAGUGUGAUCCUGAUUCUAAACAACCCUGCUGUGAACCCUAUCAGUGUUUGCUGGGGCAAACUGAAUUUGUACAGCGGGGCAUUUCACGAUUUUUAUGCGCGAAAAACGUCCUUGUAAUAGAUUUGUGGAUUGCUUGCCGAUUGCUAACGCUAAAUGUUCGGAAAAUAAUACAUGUGUUUGUCAGUUUGCUUCUUAUGAAUACAACAACACGAUUUGUUUGAAUAAAAACGUAUAUGGAGCAUUAAAAUCUGAGUUUAAUAUGUAUUAUCGCAGCACAACUAAUGGAAGAUUCCGCCUGAAAGAGAACUUUACUUCGGAAUCUGGUCUUCAUAGAGAAUCAAAAACAAAAUGGGGUGAUCCGUGUACCAUGUGUUUGAUCGAUGUUCCCAACGGUCUCUUCUGCGACAUUGAAAAUCGGGUGGACUUUGAUUCUACAUUCUUUUUCCAAGAAUGUAAGUGUCCAAAACUAACAAAGUUUAACGAAAGCAGUUUAUCUUGUGAAAAACCAGAAUUUAAUGAUUGCUCCAGUGAUGAGGAUUGUAGCCAUCUCAAUUAUGCUUCAUGUUCUGGAGGUAAAUGUAGUUGUUUACAAAAUUAUCAACCCGUAAACGGACGGUGUUUGGGAAAUCUCGGCGCAACUUGUAACCAUGAUAUUGAUUGCCGUACUUUUAAUGCAAUCUGUCAAUCCAGCAGUUGUCAAUGUGAAUAUGGCUAUUAUGAAACAUAUGGUUUGUGCAGAAAGUACGCGGAAAAAGUAGGAGGGGAAUGUCGCACCAAUAAGACUUGUGAGCUCCUCGAUCAUACUUCAUGUUCUAAAUACAAAUGCCGUUGCUUACCUAGUUAUCAAAAUGUCAACGGAACUUGCCGUACUGUUGAGAAACACACUUGUCAAGUCGAUCACUAUCAUGAAAACGGACACUGCUAUGCGUACGCGAAAAGGCUGAACGAUCAAUGCUUCAGCGAAAAAGCUUGUAAACGCCUAAAUCUUACCUCAUGUCUUAGUGGUCGAUGUAACUGUUCCAAGUUCAAUAUCAUUUGCAAGGUGUUAAACGUAUGGAGUUAUUUUGUUUGAUUAUGCAGAUCUUUCCAGUUCAACUGGAGCCAAGAGCAGUGAGCAGUUUUCUUGCAGAAAAAUCAUUUCCAUUACCAUUGUCUGUCCCUACAUUUUUUCUAGAAUUUUAUGUUUUCAAGCAUUGAAAUUAUAGACAUAUCCGUUCUAUCAUUCUCAUCAUUAAUAACCAUUGAAUUACUAUAAGUACUGUCAGUAAAUACUCAUUAUAAACACGAAUAUUACUAAGUUAGUAUAUCUCUGUAUCACCUGAUAUUUUUUCCGCUACCUUAUCAAAAUGUUAGGCAUGAUAUUCUGAUCAUAAAUAUUGAUUAUUGAUCAUAAGUGUAAAUAGUAAAAUUUUUUUUUAUGAUUUACCAAAAUAUCAAUAUUUGAGAUUACGUAGGUGAAAUCGUGUUUUUUUGUUCAGCCUCUUAGAGAGUUAAAGUAUACAAAUAUUGCGUGUGAAACGCCGAAAGAGCGUAUAUAAAACUAUAAACCCUUUUGGCUAUAGAAACUUAAACAUUUUGUGAAAAGGGCGUAAAAAAAUUUUCUUUCUAAUCGCCUGUCAAACAUAUUCUCAAGCUGAAAAAUGAAAAAAAAUGUCGAAGUUCAUAAAGCGUAAUGUUCAUUUAAACGAAUAUUAUUACAAGAAAAAUGUUCACAUGUUUUAAUGCUUCACAAAAUAAAUUAUAAUUUUAAUUGAAAUUGAAGAAACUAUGAAAUACUAUUCGCUUCUAAAAUAUAUUUUAUCGCAUAGUAAUCAUUUUUCAAAUCUUUCAAACUUUUUGAGUUUUUUAUGUUACAAGCAUUUCAAGAAGUUCAAUUUUUCUUUAUUUGAAUCACACAAAAUAGCUUUAGAAAGAGUAUAUAAAAAAGUUAGGUGAUUUUAAACAAUUCAUGUAAGGAAAAUUUUUGUGGAAGGAAAAUAAAAAAUCAAAUUACACGAAUUUUUUUUCAUUUUCAUUAAAAU
Microplitis mediator is the source of this 2250-nucleotide messenger RNA. RefSeq names its product prion-like-(Q/N-rich) domain-bearing protein 25. NCBI's taxonomy places the organism in Eukaryota, Metazoa, Arthropoda, Insecta, Hymenoptera, Braconidae. The transcript has 7 exons. Bases 324 to 1301 code for a protein of 325 amino acids. The record is from RefSeq and is a predicted model, not a curated record.